Molecule: messenger RNA, 938 nt
Organism: Candoia aspera
Lineage: Eukaryota; Metazoa; Chordata; Lepidosauria; Squamata; Candoiidae
Gene: MYL4
Product: myosin light chain 4
Exons: 6
Coding region: 232-882 (216 amino acids)
Cellular component (GO): myosin II complex
Molecular function (GO): calcium ion binding
Source: RefSeq, a predicted model, not a curated record
UUCAGUUAGCGUUUUCUACAGCCUUCCCAGCUCAGGUGUGCAAAAGCCACCUGCAUUCUCUAUCAGAGGACACCAAGCCAGGCCAGGCCUCUGUGGAUGACAAAGGACAGUUGUUGAGUGAGAGGGAGGCUGCUUUUUUGGAGCGCCUUCCUUUUAUAGUAAACAGCAGUUGUCUUCGCAAUCUGCCCACCCCUCGGGGGUGAGACCCACAGCUGAGUAUAUAAGCUGUGGAUGCAAGCAUCGCCUUUUGUUCCCCGCGGCCCCUGGGGUUCUUCAUCCUGGCACUUCGGCGAGAAAUCCGGACUCAUGCCUCCUAAGAAGCCUGAUCCCAAGAAGGAAGCCCCCAAGGCAGCUCCGGCUCCCGCUGCUGCCCCAGCUCCAGAGCCCCCUAAAGAACCCGCCUUUGACCCCAAAAGCGUGACUAUUGAAUUCAGUGCUGAUCAGAUUGAAGAGUUCAAGGAAGCAUUCAUGCUCUUUGACAGGACCCCAACUGGAGAGAUGAAAAUCACAUACAGUCAGUGUGGAGAUGUCAUGCGUGCCCUGGGGCAGAACCCAACCAAUGCAGAGGUCUUGAAAGUGCUAGGGAAACCAAAGCCAGAAGAAAUGAACACAAAGAUGCUGGAUUUUGAGACCUUCCUCCCAAUGUUACAGCACAUUGCCCGAUCCAAGGACCAAGGGACUUUCGAGGAUUUUGUGGAAGGACUGCGUGUCUUUGACAAGGAAGGAAAUGGCACUGUCAUGGGAGCUGAACUGCGUCAUGUCCUUGCUACUUUAGGGGAGAAGAUGACAGAGAGUGAAGUUGAACAAUUAAUGGCUGGCCAAGAAGAUGCCAAUGGCUGCAUCAACUAUGAAGCUUUUGUCAAGCAUAUCAUGUCUGGUUGAAGCUGGAAUCUUUAAAGUGAGUCCUUUUCCAACUUUCCUUGUUUGGGCUGUUGCAG